Hansenula anomala is the source of this 2319-nucleotide messenger RNA. Its product is annotated as pyridoxal kinase. The coding region runs from base 1 to 2319 and encodes 772 amino acids. Gene Ontology annotation, molecular function: pyridoxal kinase activity. Lineage: Eukaryota; Fungi; Ascomycota; Saccharomycetes; Phaffomycetales; Wickerhamomycetaceae. The transcript is spliced from 2 exons. The record is from RefSeq and is a predicted model, not a curated record. Gene Ontology annotation, cellular component: cytosol. Gene Ontology annotation, biological process: pyridoxal 5'-phosphate salvage.
AUGACCAAAGAGUCCCAAAGAAUCCAUAAGCUGCUCUCUAUACAGUCACAUGUUGUCCAUGGUUAUGUUGGAAAUAGUGCAGCCACAUUUCCACUGCAAUAUAGAGGUUGGGACGUUGAUGCUUUGAACACUGUGCAAUUCUCUAACCAUCCAGCGUAUGGAAGCUUCAAAGGAACAAGAUCUACCGCUGAAGAAUUGAAAGAAAUAUAUAAAGGCUUGAAUGAAAUAGGGACUGACUAUGAUGCCAUCCUAACCGGUUAUAUCCCGGAUGAUGAAGGGUUAAAAGCCAUAGGAGAGAUCUGUAUUGACAUUUGCAGGAAGAAUCAUAUAAAAUGGAUAUUAGAUCCCGUUCUUGGUGAUAAUGGAAAGAUUUAUGUUAGUGAAGGAAAUAUUGAGAUUUAUAAAGAAUUGUUAAAGUCUGGUUAUGUUAACCUGGUUACACCAAAUCAGUUAGAAGUUGAAGUGUUAACAGGGGUGAAAGUAAAUGAUUUGACCUCACUUAAAAAGUCAAUCAGUGAAUUCCAUAAUCAAUAUCCAGGAAUAGAGAAUAUCGUUGUUACUUCUGUACAAUUUGAUGACGAUGUUGACCAUUUAUACAGUGCUGGUUCCACAAAGAUCAAUAGUUCCACCAAAAAAAGUUUCUAUUUCGAAGUACCAUCCAUCAAAGCAUCAUUCUCAGGGAGUGGUGAUCUAUUUUCAGGCUUACUCACAAGUGCGUUUUUCAAAUAUUUUGAUAAGUUCGAAGGAGAAUUGAAUGAAUCAACACCAAUAGAGAGACUUCCGUUACUAAACGCAUUGAAUGAAGUAUUAUCAAUCGUGGAGAAAGUGUUGGUUUUAACUUAUGAAAAAGAUCCUGUCUAUCACUCAAAUAUUUGGUAUAUUGAUUGUUCUUGGACAACUGUCUCAGGCUAUAGGUCUUUACACAAGAGAGAAGACCAAAAUGACUACAUCAUUCAUCUCAAAUUAGAUAGAUUAAUCCAAUCUUUACAAGACAUCAAAUAUUCAUCAUUAGUGAAAGAGGUUAUCAUACUCGACAAAGUUUUCAAUUAUGAAGAUAGCAAUGGGCAGUUGUUAGAUUUAAUUGCAACACUCAAAGACAAAGCCAAAAAUAUUGAAGUUUUAGAUGUUCCAGAUUCGUUGCUCAAGGCCGUCUCGAUUACUUCACUCAAAAAAAUCGUUACAGAUGAUAUUGAUAAAAUCAAAGAAACAAAAAAUUUGAAAUCCUUGACAAUUAAAUUGCAUAGUAAUACAGAAGAAAAGUUUCCAAGUGUUCUUCCAUCUUUGAACAACCUUGAAGAACUGAUCCUUAUUGAUGAAGAGUCUGCUUCCUUGAGGAUACUAAAGACUUUAUCAGAAGUUGGAUUACAAAAGUUGAAAUUAAAAAGACUUGCUUUCAAUCAUGUUCAUGGUCUCCAUGAUUACAAUGCUGUUCUGAGAAACCUUACUAUCACAUUUGUAGAAGAAUGUGUUGACCUUGGAUCCCUUGAAGAAUUAGAGAUGGCAAUUGGGUGUGAAGUGAAAAACUGCGACUGUUUGGAUACUUUUCUUGAUGAUCUGGCACCAAAGUUGACAAGUUUGAAGAAAUUAUCCAUACAGGAAAAGACGUUUCAUAGAGAUCAUUACUUAUCAGAAAAAUGGGAUGUCAAUAUUAACAGAUUCUUACUUCAUUUACCAGAAGGUUUAAAAUUCCUUUCAAUUCGUCAUAAUCCACCAAGAGAUGGGAAACUUGAAAACAAUGUUGAAGGUAAUUAUGUCAGAAGAAGGAAAUUGUAUGAAAAAGUGUUGCCAACUCUCAAAUCUUUAGAAGUGUUGGCUAGUCCAACGUUGUUGCAAACAUGUGCCUGUUAUGAGAUUUUGGUCUCAGAUUUAUUAUGGAAUGGGUGUGAAUGUGAGUACUGUUCUGAAGUUCUCAAUUUAUUUGACCAUUAUUUGAUGAAUCAUCAAUAUUAUGAUGAAGAAGAUGCUGAUUUUAGAGAUGUUAUUGCACCAAGAUUAUUUGGGAUUGGUGGUGUUGAACUAUUGAAAAGGUUAAAGAAUCAGUCAGACCUUGAUGUAUUGAAGUUUGGUCCUGGUGAAACAACAUGGGAUUUCCAUGGUUAUGAAAGCAUCAACCAUUUCAAUGAUUAUGAUUGUAUGUUUGAUGAAAGUUUUUUUGAACCAUUAGCCGUUUGUGUGUCACAUUUUUACAAAGGUUAUCUCGAGUUCUUUGAGCAAAAUCUUCCAAAUUUGAAAACGGUUGUUCUCUCUGGUAUAUUCUUUACGAUAGAUUCUGACAGAACGAUCAAGUGCAUUUAUGAUAAUCCAAAACCUUUAAUAUAG